Anoplophora glabripennis (Asian longhorned beetle) is the source of this 3225-nucleotide messenger RNA. Its product is annotated as sodium/potassium/calcium exchanger Nckx30C. Gene Ontology annotation, biological process: calcium ion transmembrane transport; intracellular calcium ion homeostasis. The coding region runs from base 1 to 1866 and encodes 621 amino acids. The transcript is spliced from 7 exons. Gene Ontology annotation, molecular function: calcium channel activity; calcium, potassium:sodium antiporter activity. NCBI's taxonomy places the organism in Eukaryota, Metazoa, Arthropoda, Insecta, Coleoptera, Cerambycidae. The record is from RefSeq and is a predicted model, not a curated record. Gene Ontology annotation, cellular component: membrane.
AUGGCUAUGACCAUCCGUCGCGCCGCGUUCCUCUGCGUGCUCUGGGCGGCCGCCACCGCCGCCGCCGACGAGGACGGCUUCGACCCGGACGGCCGCAACCUCACCUUCACGGCGGCGCCGGUGCCCACCAUGUUCAACAACUCCACGGCCCAAGAGAAAAAGCCGCUCUUCCCCGAGGACCUAUUCACGUCCGAGCAGCUCCGCCAGGGCGCCAUCGUGCUGCACGUCCUCGGCGUGGUGUACAUGUUCGUGGCGCUGGCCAUCGUGUGCGACGAGUUCUUCGUGCCCUCGCUGGACGUCAUCAUCGAGAAGUUGGACCUGCAGGACGACGUGGCCGGCGCCACCUUCAUGGCGGCCGGGGGCUCGGCCCCCGAGCUCUUCACCAGCGUCAUCGGCGUCUUCGUGUCCUUCGACGACGUGGGCAUCGGCACCAUCGUCGGCUCGGCCGUCUUCAACAUCCUCUUCGUGAUUGGGAUGUGCGCGAUCUUCUCUAGGACCGUGUUGACGCUCACCUGGUGGCCCCUGUUCCGAGACUGCUUCUUCUACUCGGUCAGCCUCAUUACGCUUAUCAUCUUCUUCAGAGACAACAGUAUUUACUGGUACGAGGCCCUCGUGCUGUUCAGCUUCUACGUGAGCUACGUCAGCUUCAUGAAGUGGAAUCAGCCCAUGGAGCGGCUGGUCAAGAAGCUCAUCUACAAGAACAAAGUGACGAGGGUGAGGAGCACCGACCAGCUCAUGCCAACGCACCAAGCGGCCGCUCAAGCUCUGCACGGCACCGUGGCUACGUCCAGCGAGACCAGCGUGGGCACGCAGCCGGGCGGCAGCGUCACCUCCCGCACCGCCUCCGAGACACCCCAGGCGCCGUCCACGACCAGCCACCACCACACUGGGGCCAAAUUCCGCCACGGCCUGCUCCAACUCAUGAUCCACACCAUUGACCCCAUGCACGAUGGUCAGUAUGCAGGCAAGGUGGACGAGAAGGCCACCCAGCUGCACGCCAUCGCUUCGCUGAAGGUGCUGCUGGACGCCACCAAGCCCCAGAACGGCGCCGCCACCAGCUCGGCGGCCAACCACGUCGCCGCGGCGACCAAGCAGGAGACCAUGCUGGCGCCGACCGACAUGCCAAACGGCGUCGCCAGCGCCCUUACGGACGUCAAUCUAGAUGCGCGGCGCAUGUCGUCGGUGCGUGCGCGUAAAUCACUGACCUCACAAGCAGUGGUGUGUCUGCAGGUGGGAGACGCCGACGAGGAGCCCCCCGAAGCCAUGGACAUGAGCUGGCCUUCUGGUACCCGCAAGAGGAUCACCUACGUCCUCCUAGCACCCAUUGUCUUCCCACUGUGGCUCACUCUGCCGGACACGAGAUCGCCUAGAGGUAAGAAGUUCUUCCCAGUUACGUUCCUGGGGAGUAUCGUAUGGAUAGCGGCGUACUCCUACCUGAUGGUGUGGUGGGCCGACAUGGUGGGCCAAACGGUGGACAUCCCGCCCGAGGUGAUGGGUCUCACCUUCCUUGCCGCCGGCACCUCCAUCCCCGACCUGAUCACCUCCGUGAUCGUGGCCAGGAAGGGCUUCGGCGACAUGGCGGUCUCGUCCUCUGUCGGCAGUAACAUCUUCGAUGUUACCGUCGGGUUACCAGUGCCUUGGUUGCUGUUCGGCAUCAUCAACGGAAAGCCCGUGGUGGUGAACUCCGGCGGGAUGGUGUGUUCCAUAACAAUCCUCUUCAUGAUGCUCAUAUUUGUCAUCAUGUCAAUCGCCUGCUUCCGAUGGAAGAUGAACAGGGGACUCGGUUUCACCAUGUUCUUACUGUACUUCGUAUUCGUGGCGGUGUCGCUGAUGUUCGAAUACGGCUAUAUAGUGUGUCCUGUCUAGAAUAAAGUACACAACACUAGGGACAUUGUUAUUUAAUAGGGAAAUUGUACUGAUCUAACUGACACCUAAUGCAACAAUAGAUGAUGAUCAAAGAAAUAGCGUUAAUGGGGAUAGGAGAUCCACCAAACGUUUGCGGGUCAUGUUCAUUUAUUUCAUACCAAUGGCAAUGGGACACUCAUUUUGGAUAAAAUAAUUAAUAAAAUAAUAUUCCUUUGUCAUUUUAAAGAAAUAAUGUAUAACCGGCUCUGUUGUCUGUUAUUGAUCGAUUCUCCUUAUUUAUUUGUAAAAUAAUCUUUCAAAAUGAAUGUCAGGACUUUUGAACUACCUCAAUAAUAACGGCACUAUAUACGCAAGUGAAAGCCAUGUCCUGUGCGCCCGCUGCUCUGUGCAAUUGUAUUUGUCUAUUCAGUAUGAUUAGAAAAUUUAGAUCAUAAAUGAACACGAUUUGUCGCAAAUUUUUGGUGUGAAGUAAUAUUUAUGUAAAACUAAAAUGUACAGUACUAGAUAAAAUAUUCUCAUCUUUUUUGCCCGGGUUCUACAUUAACAUAUCAAAAUUUUGAAGGAAAUCUGUUACGUUUCUCCAAUAAACUCACUUACACAAUACUACAAUCGAAAAUUCGGCGUCUAUUUUAUUUUAUAUAUUUACAAAAGGUCUGUAAGACCUACAGUGCGAAUUAGCUUUUAAACCUUUGUUUAAUUCUACUUCUUCCAUAGUCCUUUCAUUGGUCUUCAUCUUCUUCUACAUGCAGAAUAAGAACUUUGUUACUUACCUAAGAAGAGCAUUGUUUGUAGUGUUGAGUAAGUGGUAAACGUAGCUUAAAAGUAUAAAUUUCUCUAAUUGCACUUGUUACGUUACACAGACCUUCAGUAAAUUUCAAAUUAGAAACCUGUACUAUGUAAGAACCCGCGCUCAUUUGCUAUAACGCUAUUGGUGUUCAACGGGUAUGCACAAAAACAAUAUCGACUUCCAUUAUAGUGUGUUAUAGCAUAGAAAUAUCCCCGACCACGAUAGCAAUAAUAUCUAUUUAUUAAUAAUAGAUCUUAAACUACUGUUUUUUACCUAAGGGGACGUUUCAUACAAUAUUAGAACUAAAUUACCAAAAAAAACGAAAUAGAGAUGAUUGACGUAGAUUUUCAUUUCAGCUAUUUAUUUUAUAGAGGUUUUAUAGAGAAUUUUUUAACGAAAAUUUUGAUAAGAUGACGCGGAAGACAUCAAUAUGAAUAAACCACGGGGUGUUUUAAAUUUAGUGGUCGAUUUCUACCUAUUUCAUAACUCCAUGACGAAGCUUCUUUGCUCAAAGGAAAUACUUGCAAUAUAUAAUACUUUAAAUAAAAAUAUGACGCGCUAUUUAUUAGAAG